GGAAUGCAAUAUUCCGAGGAGCACCUGAAGACAUCAGAGAGGAGAGAGCGGUUUCCCACCGCAGCACGAGCUGCUGCAUCAACUUUAUCUCCACGAGAGGUUUGGAGCGAGGCAGUCAACGAAAACUUAGCAGAACAUGUGUUGAACUAGUCAGUAUGCGGAGUUUCGAUGGAUGCUAACUGGAUUUGACAACACUGGUCGGGCCUGCAAGUGGAUAACUAUGCCACAGAUACAUGUCAGGACCAAUCAGAGCUAGCGUACACAGGCACACACAUGACCUUGUAAGCUGUGGCUGUGAACCGUACUAUCAAGGAAAUUCCUCAGUCCUCCAGGGCCACCUCCGUGGGUUUUCUAUCUGGCGGUUUGUACAGCUGCACAAGCUUCUGUUUCCACAACACACACACACAGAAAACACUCUGUGUGGAAGCUGAAGUCAUUAUUUGCCCCAGCACAUGCCUAUGACCAUGAUGGCGCACUUAAAUUGAAAAAGAAGCUUGGGUCUGUUGUGUAGCAUGACCUGAAGUGUAUCUCUCUUAUCAUCUAACUGCAGCAAAACAAAGGAUAAAGCAGGGCGCUCCAGAGAGACCCGAUGGCUACUGAAGAAAAUCAGACACAGGUUGAGGCUGUAGUUGUGGCUCAGCGUGCUUCUCCUCCAUCCACUGGGCGCAGAUCCAACAGAGAAGCCAGGCCCUCAACUGACAGCCAGGAAGUACGGCGAUACUCUGACCAAUUGUGGCAUUCAAAACCGAGGAGCAUCCCUUCCCUCCUUUUAUAUAGGAAGUUGUCGUGUGACAGUGGGAAAGGGACACUUUUGGAUGAGGAAUACGAGUAUUUGAAUUACAGCUCAAAACUCCUGAGUACCAAAGAGAAACUUCAUCCAGAGCUGUCAGCUGGCAAGAGAACUGAAGGAAUAACUAACACAGUUACUCCGAUACCUGGGAAAAGUUCAGAGGGAUCUCCGUGCCAGCUGGACACCCCUGGAGAGGGUGUGGAUGCAGGCAGAAACAGAACUGGCAGCACCCGCUGCUCCUGCACCAUGUCUAGCCUUUGCAUGAGUCCAAACAUGUACUGUUGCCACAGCCCCAGAUCCAGUCCUCGCCACAGCCCCAGCCCGGUUCACAGUCCUCGCCUCAGCCCCAGCCCCUCUCAGCCCAACCAGCGACACAUCCGCCGCAGCAGCCUGCCUGUGUCUAUGCUGGCUUUCCACAAGACAUCACCCUGCCUCUUAUCUCGGUGCAGUCCAUCCAGUGAACCGAGCUCUUUGGUGUCAUCUCCCUGUAGUUCCCCCCUGCCCAACCCCCGCCAGCAUCACCAAAAUGGACACAUCCACCGGCACCAUCUCAAAGAUGGCUACUCGAGUUUAGAGAGGCUCAACCGAAGGCCCAGGGUUAACAAAUGCUCCCUGGAGAAACUAUUCCUACGACGGACAUCUCUAGACACCAUGAUGACAACCACAGGGAACGAUGAGAGAUCAUCCUCAAGAGUGAUCAGGAACUGCAGCGGGGGCAGCAGCAGUGAUGAAGGGGAUGGAGAGGGUCUCUUGGAUAACACAGAGUUUGUUAGGAACCGUGGAGAGCGUUCCACUCUCUUGGUGAGGCGCUUCUUCAGGAAUAAUCAAAAGGUGACCAAGUCCGUGUGUACUGGAACCAGAGCGAUUGUCAAGACACUGCCGUCAGGACGCAUCUCAGAGGAGGUAGUUGUUUAUCGCAGGAUAUGGCAACCCAGCAAGAAGGAUAUGUGGCCAAUCUUAAUGCGUGGUGUGGGAGAAGAAGUCAGAGUCUGCCGGGGGAUACUACGGUUUGUUGGACUUAAGCUACCGCAGGUUACCAACUAUGUGCAGGACAGAGAGGAACUCAACCUGAUUCAUCCAGCCAAAAAGCUCCUGCUGUCUUGCCCUGGAUGUGUGUGUCUCAGGGAGUCUCGCUGGCCAUUGCACACUGUCAGUGUCAGCCCAGCCAGACCAGAUCUGAGCUCCUGCCUUAAUCCCUGGUGUUGUCAUCCUUCUCAUCCACCUAGGUUUUAUCGUGCAUGUGGCCAGAGGACGUCAGUGUGUUCCCUGCUGACUGGAGCCCUACUAGAGGCCACAGCCGCUCUCGGUGCCCGCUCCGCUCUACCCUACCCUUUGCCCCAGAGCGCCAACAGCCACGCCGCGCUGAAAGAGCGUCAGCUGGCCAACAGUAUGACCAGCAGCAGCUCUCUUCCUCCCAGUGUCAGUGGGAUCAGUAAGGAGCUGGCAGAGGUGCGCCACCUUGUUCAGUUCCCUGAGGAGAUCGCCUGUAUCCUCACCGAGCAAGAGCAGCAGCUCUACCAGCGGGUCUUUCCCUUGGACUACCUCUGUUUCCUCACUCGAGACCUGGGCAGUCCUGAGUGUCAAACCAAACGGCACCCAAACCUCAAGGCCUCGCUGUCAGUGCCCGCCAUGCCUACCCAGAGUGCUCAGCGAAGUAACGCUGUGGAGGACCUGGUGGCGCGCUUCAAUGAGGUGAGUUCGUGGGUGACGUGGCUAAUCCUGACAGCAGGGUCCAUGGAGGAGAAGAGAGAAGUUUUCUCCUACCUGGUCCAUGUCGCUAAAUGCUGUUGGAACAUGGGAAACUACAAUGGUGUCAUGGAGUUCCUGGCUGGACUCAGGUCCCGCAAGGUGCUGAAGAUGUGGCAGUUUAUGGACCAGUCAGACAUCGAAACCAUGAGGAGCCUAAAAGACGCCAUGGCUCAGCACGAGUCUUCUUCUGAAUACAAGAAGGUUGUGACCAGAGCUCUCAAUAUCCCAGGAUGCAAGGUGGUGCCAUUCUGUGGGGUUUUUCUGAAGGAGCUGAGUGAGGCGUUGGAUGGGACAGCAAGCAUCAUCAGCCUCAAACCACCUCCAGAUAAUACAGAGGACUCAAUAGAGUUUGUGUCUGACUACAGCGGCCAGCACAACUUCAUGUCGCGGUCUGGUUCAGAUGGUCUACACAUCCCAGAGAAAGAAGCAACUGUCAGCAACAUCCUGCAGAUUAUCAGAUCUUGUAAUCGUAGUUUGGAGGCAGAGGAUCCUGAUGAGGCGUCCUCCAGUCCUUCUUCUACUGGCCCAUCCCCUACAUCCAGAAACAACUCCUUCAGGGACCGCUGCCGCAAUCAUUCACAUUCAUUUAGGACACCGCCAGAAUCAAACCGUGUAUUAUUCAUGGUAGGGGACUUGUCGGAUUCAGAGGGCGACUUGUCGUCUGAGCCGGUGGUGAAAGAGGUGGAGUUUCAGGGGACUGAGGAGACACACAGAGCUUUCAGCCAUGGUACUGAGCUCAUUCCCUGGUACGUGUUGUCGCUACAACCAGACAUUCACCAGUUUCUGCUGCAGGGGGCUACAGUCAUCCACUAUGACCAGGACAGCCACCUCACAGCUCGCUGUCUGCUGCGACUACAGCCUGACAACACAACACUCACCUGGGGUAAGCCUCAGAGUGGAGGGUCUUCCCCCACAGAGCCACCACUGGGAUUAGGACAGACUGUAGUGGCAGGACUAGCAGAGGGCCUUUUGGACCUGGGAGUGGUGAAGGCAGUGUUCCUGGGUCAUCAGGGAGUGGAUGUUCAUGCUGUAUGUUUGCAAAACAAGCUGAGCCAGAUGACAGUGGAGGAGAAUGGUCUCAGCCUCCUCUACGGUCUCAGUACCACCGACAACAGACUCCUGCACUUUGUGGCCCCCAACCACACAGCACAAAUGCUUCAUAAAGGCCUGUCAGAGUUGGUGAAUGCAACCAGAAAAUUAAAGAAGUUUCCUGAUCAAAGGUUGCAGUGGCUGAGGAGGCAGUAUGUCAGUUUGUAUCAGGAGGAUGGUAGGUACGAAGGCCCUACUCUAGCCCAUGCCAUUGAGCUGUUUGGUGGGCGGAGGUGGAACAUGGGUACAAGCGGAGUAGAGAAACAUGCCACCCAGAAAAACAGCCCUCUGAGCAUCAAUGAUAAGACCAAGAAGAAGAAGAAGGUCCUUGUCAGGGGAGACAGUGGGGAUGUCACGGAUGACGAGAUGGUUUCCAGGAAAACACGGAGCUGUAAAGAAGGACUGUAUCGAAACGGGCCGGAGUCUGACAGCAUCGACCAAGAAGAUCCAGUCCUCUUUGCCUCCAUAGAGGACAGCUUCCCUGGACCAUUCUCCCUCUCAUCUAAAAGCCCUGGAUUGCUAGCUUCUUCUUCCUCCUCCUCAUCUUCCUCCAGCAUGGCAGGGUCCAACCAGUCCCGCCCGCAAUCUUCUCCGAUCCUCUCAGGAACUGCCAAGUCACAGCCAGGGGCAUGGAGUAGCAGGUCGUGGCACGGUCGAGGUAAAGGGUGUUUCAAAGGCUUCCAGAAUCUCAUGAUUUCUGACAGCACGAUGAGCUUCAUUGAGUUUGUUGAACUCUUCAAGUCAUUCAGUAUCCGAAGCAGGAAGGACCUGAAGGAGCUGUUUGACACCUUUGCUGUCCCCUGCAGUCGAUCAAGUCCAGAGUCUGCUCCUCUCUACACCAACCUCAGGAUAGACGACAAAGACACAGGGCUACAGCCAGACCUCGACUUACUAACCCGCAAUGGUUCUGAUCUUGGCCUGUUUAUCCGGACAAGGCAGCAGAUGUCUGACAACCAGAAGCAGAUCUCAGACGCCAUUGCAGCAGCCAGCAUUGUGACCAACGGGACAGGAGUGGAGAACGCAUCACUAGGUGUCUUGGGAUUGGCUAUCCCUCAGCUCAACGACUUCCUAGUCAACUGUCAGAGAGAACACCUGAGCUACGAUGAGAUUCUCAGCAUUAUACAGAGAUUUGAGCCCUCAUCAACCAUGAGACAAAUGGGUUGGAUGUCAUUUGAAGGCUUUGCAAGGUUCCUGAUGGAUAAGGAGAACUUUGCUUCUCGUAUUGAGGAAUCCCAGAUGAACCCAGAAGAGCUGCAGUACCCUCUGUCCUACUACUACAUUGAGUCUUCUCAUAACACCUAUCUGACUGGACACCAGCUCAAAGGAGAGUCCUCCGUUGAGCUUUACAGUCAGGUGCUGCUGCAAGGCUGUAGGAGCGUGGAGUUGGACUGUUGGGAUGGAGAUGAUGGCAUGCCAGUUAUUUAUCAUGGGCACACACUCACCACUAAGAUACCCUUUAAGGAUGUGGUGGAAGCGAUUAACAGGUCUGCAUUUGUCAAUUCUGACAUGCCCGUCGUCCUGUCCAUAGAGAACCACUGCUCCCUCCCACAGCAACGCAAGAUGGCUGAAAUCUUCAAGAUGGUGUUUGGGGAACGUCUCGUGACGCGCUUCCUCUUCGAAAGUGACUUCAGCGAUGACCCUCACCUGCCGUCGCCGCUGCAGCUGCGAGGGAGAAUCCUCCUCAAGAACAAGAAGCUCAAAGCACACCAGGCGCCUGUGGACAUACUCAAACAGAAGGCUCACCAGUUGGCCCACAUGCAGGCCCAAGCUAUCAAUGGGUCACCAGGGGUUACUUCACCUGGCAACCACACCAAUGAGGAAGAGGAAGAAGAAGAAGACGAGUACGACUAUGACUAUGAGUCUUUAUCAGAUGCUGAUGUCCUCACAGCCUCUACUGCCUCGUAUGGCCUGGAAGAUAACAUCCUGGAUGACAAGCCAGAGGGGAAGAGCUCAGCAGACAAAGAAGAGCACCCUGUUGAUGAAAUACCGAAGAGGAUGAAGAAGUCUGAUAGCACUACGCAGAGCAAAGGAAAGGUGUUUGACAUGGAGCUGGGCGAGGAGUUUUACCUUCCUCAGAACAAGAAGGAGAGUCGACAGAUUGCCCAGGAGCUGUCCGACCUCAUCAUCUACUGCCAGGCUGUGAAAUUCCCUGGCCUGUCCACACUGUCUCCAGCCGGCUCUGGCAGAGGGAAGGACCGGGGAAAGAGCAGGAAGUCCAUAUUUGGCACAGCUCCUGCUCGCUGCAGCACAACAGGGGAGGUCAUGACCCAGAGCCGCACGCCUGGGAAAGGUGGCGCAGAGCGACUGAGCUGGGAGGAGCAGCAGACGUCUCCCGUCCUCAACCCCCCUACCUCUCUCAGCGCCAUCAUCCGCACGCCCAAGUGCUACCACAUCUCCUCCGUCAACGAGAACGCCGCCAAGCGCUUGUGCCGGCGUUACUCUCAGAAGCUGAUCCAGCACACGGUGUGCCAGCUGCUCAGGACGUACCCAGCAGCCACCAGGAUCGACUCAACAAACCCGAACCCUCUGCUGUUCUGGCUGCAUGGUAUCCAGCUGGUGGCACUCAACUACCAGACUGAUGACCUGCCCAUGCAGUUGAACGCAGCUUUGUUUGAGGCCAAUGGCGGCUGUGGCUACGUCCUGAAACCGGCGGUGCUAUGGGACCGCAGCUGUCCGCUCUAUCAGCAGUUCUGUCCGAUGGAGAGGGAUGUGGAGAAAAUGAGCCCCGCCGUCUACUCCCUCACUAUUGUCUCCGGUCAGAACGUUUGUCCCGGUAACAGUGCUGGCAGUCCAUGCCUCGAGGUGGAUGUUCUGGGCAUGCCCAUCGACUGCUGCCACUUCCGUACCAAACCCAUCCACCGCAACACCCUUAACCCCAUGUGGAACGAGCACUUUCAGUUCACCGUGCACUUUGAAGAGAUGUGCUUCCUGCGCUUCGCCGUCGUGGAGAACAACAGUUCCCAGACUACUGCACAGAGGACUCUGCCUCUGAAGGCGCUCAAACCAGGUUACAGACACGUCCAGUUGAGGACACAACACAAUGAACCUCUCGAAGUGUCAAGCUUGUUUAUCUUCAGCCGCAGAACAGAGGAAGGUCCCACAGGGGGCGCUACUCCAUCAUCACUGCUGUUCAGUUCAGAGGAGAAAUGUGCGUCGCAGCAGCACAGGGUGACGGUGUAUGGAGCUCCCGGUCCUGAGCCCUUCACUGUGUUCUGUGUCACAGAACAGACGACCACCAAACAGCUGCUGGACACCGUUGUAGCAUCUGCAGGAAACCCGUCUGAGUACUUCCUGUGCGAGGAGAAGGCUCCUCUGUUGAAGGAGCGCAGUGAGGUGAAGCGCUGUGCUCAGCAUCGUCCUCUAGCCCCCGAGGAGGAGGUGGUCAGACUUGUCUCCAGCUGGAGCACCGAGGAGGGAUAUGUGGGGAGGAUCUGCCUCAAAACCAGAGAGGAGAAUUUAAAUGAGAGGAACACGGUGCUUGAGGGAGACGAGGAGGUGACUGUGGGAGGUAGAGAAGGGGCAGGAGGAGGAGGAGGAGAGGACGAUAUGUUUUUUGUCCAGGUCCAUGAAGUUUCACCAGAACAGCCUCACACUGUGAUCAAAGCCCCGCGCUACAGCACUGCUCAGGACAUCAUACAGCAGACUUUGUCAAAGGCCAAGUAUUCCUACAGUAUCCUAUGUAACCCCAAUCCAUGUGACUACGUCCUGAUGGAGGAAGUGACCAAGGACGGCAGCUCUAAGAAGUCCUCCACCGCCAAGCCCCUACAGCGGGUGCUGCUGGAUCACGAGUGUGUCUAUCAAGCUCAGAGCCGCUGGCGGGGCACCGGAAAGUUCAUUCUUAAACUCAAAGAGCAGAUGGGGCGGGAAGACAAAAAGAAAGUAAUUUCCUUCGCCAGCGAGCUAAAGAAGCUGACCAGUCGCAGCCGCAGCAUGACGACUGGCGGCGGAGUGGACGGUCCUGCCCAGAGGUAUCUGUCUGCAGCUGCAGGUCUGAAGGCGUGGGUGGCAGAGGGCAGGGUGGGGGCAGGAAGGUUCCUACAGGCCUCCUCCUCCUCCUCUUUCUCCUUUAGUGGGCAACUCCAACCUGUCCACCUGCCCACCUCCUCUCUGACCCCACCAGCCUGGAAGCUUCACCUCCUCAGGAACUGGAAGAUCCACAAAUGAAAUCCACAGAGAGAGAGAAGACUUGGUUCCACUACUUCUAAACUUGGAGGAUUCUCCUUUCCAAGACAGGCGAGGGGUUUCAGCGAGGGUCCUGCACACUGUUAAAUUCUGGAAUAUGCUCCUCUCUCAAAGUCCUGAAGGAGUCUGAUCCUUGUGUUAGUUGAGCAAGUGGAGGACAGGAUUUAAUCCAAGCCCCGUUGAUGGGUUAGGUGGCCGAUGUUCAGCCCCUUUGCUCGGUUGAAUGAUGGACAGGAGUUUCACCCAGUCAGAUGUUUUGAUUGGAAAUCCCACCCGGUGUGGGCGGUUAGCUCUGGCUCUUCUUGGGGCUUAUUGGUUGUAGUGUGGCUCCACGGGGAGUCCAGAGAACCAGGGGCAGCUGCUGUUAUUGAAGUCAUCAGUGAUGUGAUCAGGGACACAAAAAAGCAUAUUCUCUUACCAAUUUAUAGGAGGAAUUUGUCCCAAAAAAAGAACACUUCCCUGAGUCACAUUCAAAGGAUGAAGAGGUUAGCUUUUAGAUGUGCCAGUUUUUUAUCUCCCAAAAAUAUAGAUAAAAUAAGAUAAGUAGGAGGGCUGCAAAGUGGCCUCUGGAUUGAAUGAGUUUAGUGAACCACAAUUCUUCUAAGAGUUAAUUCAAGGACAAUUCAGAUAUGGUUCUGCCAUAGAUACGAUGACCUGUGUCCUAACGCAGGCUAUGGUUUGCUAUUGGAUGACUAUAUCAUGUAUUUGGUUCUAAGUAAGCUAGUAAACUACUCCCCUUUUCUGGUAUCACACAGCAAACGGAGGGAGAUCUGCUUGGAAACAUGGAAGGAGAGAUGUAGGAGAGCACGAGGGCUGAAACAGUAUUCUUCUCUCUUUCUCAGGUAUGGGCUCUUUUGGCUAAAAGGAGGCUGGCAAGCUGGCUUGUUUGGUUCUUUUCUUACUGUUCCAGUUUCACAGUACUGUACGGGCACAUGUUGGGCAGUGCAGACGGGCAAAUAGGCAACAAAGUGAGACAACCUAUUCAGAUAUUCUGUAAUGGAAGCAGCAACGCUUUAGGCGAUCUCUUACACUACUGUCUCUGCCCUAAAGGUGACAAUACAUGAACAGCAUUUUAAGGCAAUAUAAAGUUGCUCUUCGGUGUUGCCUUAAAAUGUUGUAACACUGUCUUUAACUUUUGUUAAUUUUGUAGCUGUUUUUCUGUGCCUCGUUUCACAAAGUAUUUUAGUUCUGUCAUCAUUGUUCACAUGCAUCUUAUCUUGCCAACCAAACAAAUAAAUUAAUUUAAAGCAUUUUUACAAAAUAUGUAUUUAAAGUUUUUUUCAUUGUUUUCAUUUCACUUUGAGAAAUUUAAACGUGUUUUUUUUCUAUAAAACAGUUUUGUUCGUUUAAGAAAAGAAGUGAAAGUUCUCAAAAGUUAAACGUCGUCUAAACACAAGUGGGCAUACAAGAUUUUUGCCAAAAUAAAAUACUGUCUAAAAUUAUGAUUUGAAUCCAAAAUGAUCUGAUCCAAGUAAAUGAGAAGUAUCGGGGUUCAAAUCUCAGCCCUAAUGCUAAUAGUGCUUUGGCUAAAUAGAGAAAUGUAAACUCUUUCACCUCAAUGUGAGAAGGACUUUAAGGAAAAAUAGCUAAAACUAAAUAUUUUUCCUUCAGUUUCCUCCUUUAUUUGAGUAGAACAAUGAUGAUUUCAGCACAAAGAUCCUUUGGAGAAACAAAGCCAAGUCUUCUUCAAACAGCAUUUUGCACAUUUGUUUUUCCUUCUGCUGUCAUCUUCAGUGUUUUUGUGCUACUGUCUGAUAAAUGACAGACUGACUUGAUUAUUAUAAGAUGGUUGCAAAAGAUUUCUUUUUAUGAUCAUCAUAUUUAUUACUUUGGAUUUCAGCUCAGUUAUGAAUUCAGUUUUGAGGAAAGCACAAGAUAAAUGUUUGGAUUGUUUUUAUAACUUUGUCAAACUGAAAUGGGCAUGUAGUCUGAAUCCAAACUUCAAAUUCCCCAAUGAUGCAAUGAAUGAAUUGCACUUCACUUUAGUUUAUUGGCCUACAUUUACUGUCCUUGAUUCUGAAUGCAGUAUCUUUAUAGAUUACUAGUAUUGAUUGUAGACCUAAGGCUUUUCUUUAUUUCUACUUACUGCUCAUUUUAAUUUUCUUUCAGAAUUUACUAAAACUUGAUUUAUUUGGGGCCAAAUUCCCCCUUUUUUCUGUUUUGAUGUGUAACAUUUCCAUUUUUAUUUAUUUUUAUAAAGUUUAGAUUCUUUUCUCUUUAGAACAUGUUUUUGUUUUAUUUGGCCUUUCAGUUAUUAAUGCAUCGAUCUUCCCUCUAGUGUAGUCCACUGAGAUUUUUAAAUAACUAAAAGUGUUCUGAACCCACUACGGUUAGGAAUAAAUUAUACAACAUAAAACUUGUAACUUUUACUUUUACAUUUGUCUUGAAAUACAAAUUUGUGCAGUGCCAAGUAAUGAUGUUUAAAUUUUAGUGCAAUAGUGACGUUCUGUCACUUCUGUUUAAAUUUAAAUCUAAACUGAUAUCAUUCACACACAGAGAUGAUCUUUUUUUCAGUGGUAAGGCAGUAGGACGAUCCUUAAGGCUAAUGGUAAUGAAGGUAGAUUGUGAUCCAAGAAACCACAACUGUAUGUCAGUGAUAAUUAAGCUGAUAGGUUUAGUAGUCACUGUAAUCCUUUUGUCCAUUCCGGCUUUUGUUGCUGUAGCUGAAACAUGAUUAUGCAAGAAGAUCAUAUUUCAUAAACUGGUGAUUACUUACAACUACCAUGCUGGAUAAAAGUGAUAUCAGCUGAUAUGAAAUCCACACUGACUUUAAACAGAAAGGGACAUUUUCUGUUAAAUUGUAAAGCUAUAUAAUCAGCAAGUGUUUCAUCGCAUCUUAACAUCGUUCAGGCAGAUCUGUGUUCCUUGUUUUCCUUCUUUCUAACCUGUAGACCUCAUUUCUGAAUGUAACAUUUCUUAACGUGUUGAACCUGAGACAAAUGUGUGUUUGGAUGUUAUUUAUUUUAAUGUGAAGCCCUGGUUGGCAAUUAUAUGUCGUUGUUGUUGUUUAUGUAUAAUUUCCUGUAAGUAGUUUUAAGUGUUUUUUUUUUAUUUUUAUUUAUUUCAAUAUGUGAGAGGAUAAGCUCUCUACUGCCCUAACUUUAGUCAAACUUAUUUAGAAAUGUUUUACUUUGUGUGUAAAAUAUUCAGUGUAGUAUUCAUAUUUCUGGCAUGUUAUUCUGCAAUACACAGCAGCGUCUUUUAAUGCCUUUAUUUUGUGAGUUUUCAUAAAUGUGGACAAAAGCUGACGAUUUGAAACUGUCAAAUCCUUUUUUUGGUGUAUUCAUUAUAUCCACUGAAUAUGACAUAUGUGUUUGCUGACUGUGGGCUAAUGUUUCAUCUUUAGCACUUUGUUGUUUCCAUAAGAUGUGCAGUAUACCCUUUAACAUCCACUGUCUGUGUUAUGAUGUGGUUGUCAAGUGAACAUUUGUCUAUUUACUUGAAUUUUUAAAUGGAUGAGAAUUGGUGGAUUUGUCAUAUACCAGGAUCACAAUAAAAAUAUAAAUACGUAA
Molecule: messenger RNA, 11322 nt
Organism: Siniperca chuatsi (mandarin fish)
Lineage: Eukaryota; Metazoa; Chordata; Actinopteri; Centrarchiformes; Sinipercidae
Gene: plce1
Product: phospholipase C, epsilon 1
Exons: 46
Coding region: 590-7792 (2400 amino acids)
Biological process (GO): phosphatidylinositol-mediated signaling; lipid metabolic process; small GTPase-mediated signal transduction
Molecular function (GO): guanyl-nucleotide exchange factor activity; phosphatidylinositol-4,5-bisphosphate phospholipase C activity
Source: RefSeq, a predicted model, not a curated record